Spodoptera littoralis (African cotton leafworm) is the source of this 1164-nucleotide messenger RNA. NCBI's taxonomy places the organism in Eukaryota, Metazoa, Arthropoda, Insecta, Lepidoptera, Noctuidae. The record is from the annotation of a GenBank genome assembly.
AUGUUCCACGUGCAAGGAUCCUUCGAGCAAUCACUUCGCUGCGGCGACGAAGUGUCACCUAGCGGUAACAAAACAUUGGCCGCUUUGGCAAAAAUCCACAAACAUUGUACAGGCAAAGCACAUGCUAAUGGAUGCGCUGACCAUAAACUUAAUCCGCUAGCUAAAUCAGAUUCAAACACCAGUUUGCAAUCACGCAAAUCCUUCCGUAACGAAUGCAUAAUAGAAAUCAAAGAAUCUGAUAAGAAUAAUCAGAACUCUAUCAAAAGUAAUGACGGAUUGUAUAGCAAAAGCUUUAGCAACAGCACCAGCUCAUAUGAAGGUCACAGUGACACUGAUUCAGAAAACACAUUCAAAUCACGUUCAGAUCAAAGCAAAACAACUGACCCGUGUGAACGUCUGUUCGCACAGAAUACUAAAGCAUCCCUGAUGAAAACUGCUCGCAUGAGAUAUGCUGAUGACAGCAUUAUAUCAGCUCUCCAAGACGAAGUAGAUGGAGAAAAGGUUAAACAACCUUUUUGUAGAACUCCGCUUCGAGGAAGCUACAGAGAAAGAAAGUCAGCUGUAGUUACUAUUGAAGAAGUAAAAUCAGAUGGUUCUAAUCAAGACGAGGAGCUAGCUAACGCUGUGCUUUUUGAUGAAAAGAGAAAAACUCCGACUCAAACAAAACCUGGUUUACAAAGGAAGAGUUCUUCAGGAAGCACCGUUAGUAAUGGGAAGCCUGUUAAUGGGACAAAACCUCCAUGGAGGGGAGCUAGUAAGAAGGGAAUACCAGCUGAACCAUUCGUGAGAACUCCCUCAUUUAGAGGAAGUAUCAGAAAGAAAACGACGAAGAAUGAUGGGAUACCGUGGAAGAAGUUGUAUGAGCUCUCCCUUUGGCGCCGAUAUGGCGUGAGCUUUGCUUCUGUUGGAGCUGAUGCUGAGCGGGCCUUGCUUAGGCCUUGGAAUGAGCUGUCUUCCCAACCGGAGCCACAAUUUCUUUUGUUGACUGGGUUCGUAUGCAAACGUCUUGCUUCAUUUCUGAAGGUCGUGGCCCUGAAAGGCUUUCAUUGCUCUCUGUGUUAUUUCCCUCCAUCUUGUCCUGUUUUCGGCUUCUCUCAGUGCUUUCGUAACAGUGAGUCCAGUGUAGUUGGUAACUUGGUCACACCAUCGGCUAGGUGUAGCUAG